Ceratosolen solmsi marchali is the source of this 5319-nucleotide messenger RNA. RefSeq lists its product as uncharacterized. The record is from RefSeq and is a predicted model, not a curated record. Gene Ontology annotation, molecular function: protein binding. The transcript has 17 exons. NCBI's taxonomy places the organism in Eukaryota, Metazoa, Arthropoda, Insecta, Hymenoptera, Agaonidae.
CGGGUCGACUUUUCUUUUACAUCAUGCCCGAGGGCCCACCAAAAACUGCCGAGUUCCAAAUGGAUCCGCGAGGUCUGCCAGGCGCCUCAUACCAAUUGCAGCGACUUGAUGGAGACAACAUUAGCCCUUCCGCCGCAGAACUUCGUCUCACACAGGUGGACGUUUCAACACAAGUUGAUCUUCAUGAUGGAACAUCAUUUCAACGAGGCAUAACGCCACUUUACUCACGAGAAGAUAUUAAGGAGCAGUACUGUAUAACAAAUCGCCAGUUAGAUGCGGUGGAGAAGUCUGGCGGCGGUAUAUUUGGUUGCCUUACUAGCCGUGGGCCAUCACCUUGCAGUUCUUCAGCUAAAACGUCUAUUCUCUCUGCGUGUGUGCGCAGCGCUCCUAGUGACGAGAAUCUUUUUGACGCACCUUACCCCUACCCCUAUCAAAUGCGGACUCACAGACAAACAUCCUCUUUACGAAUUAUGUAUCAACAGCCCUAUUCUACUUAUUCAAGGCAUCCGUCACGAUAUGAUCAUUACGGAACCUAUCAUGAAGAAGAUGAAGAUGACUGGGUUCGAAGAAGACCCAAGUCUUUCUGCAUCAUGCCGGACCUUAAGAGAUACACGUGGCUACCGGAAGAUGAAGAUUCGACAAGAAUGGAAGGGCCACGAUCAGUUCUGUCUACCUCUACCCAACAAAUGUCUUCUGUACAACAUCUCCAGUCGCAACAGCAGGCAUCGUCACAAAUAACAAAACCAAAGCAUGUAAGUUUCGCAAGAUCGCAUACGUUGACGUCAUUCGACAUGCCACAUACAAAGAGCUCACCAAGCCCGCACAAUCAAGAGCGGCUGAUAGAUUCCCAGCCAACAGUUUACAACUCCAUGACCGCAGCUCUCGGGAUAACGCAUGCUUAUUCCCAACCUGAACCUCGUAUCCUCGUUUUCGAGAAGCAGCCAAAACGCGGUACAAUGAAAGCACAAGCAACGCAAACGGAAACGGGACUCGGAUUGCGAGGACGCGCGGCACCUGUGACUCUGAGCCCCCGCACUAUACACCGAGUGAAAAUGGUAUCGCAGGGUGCUCAAACAAACGGCAUCCCUAAUGGACGUAAAUUGACUAAAAGCUACUCUGAGGCAGGUCAGCUGAGUACUCCAUUAAGCGUGGGUAAAACUGUUAAGGAGGAAAACGGUGAACACGAACCUUUGCAACGGACGCAAAGCGAAGAACCGCCGAGAUCACCCUUCAUUGACGACAUUCCCAUGCACAAGCCAAAUUUUAAAGGCCAACUAUCAAACGGAAAUCUAUACUUAGAGCGACUGGGUAAAAAGAAUGAUUUAGACUUUGAGGAUGAAGAAAUUCUCAUAGAUUUUAAGCCCGCAUUGGUCUCACCGGAUGCGCGAGCUCUACUGAAUGAUAUGGUACAACCUUAUCGCAAAUACGUUACCUUACAGAAGACCCUAUCCGAUGGUGAAAUUCAAGUAGAAAGACGAGAAUUAAUUGGUGAAGCUAGCGAGCCAAGUUAUCCUCAUACUUGCCGUAGAAAUCAUGAAGAUCCUUGGAUCAGAAAACUACGUGCGCCCGUCCAAUUUUCCUCUACACCGGAGGAUCUUUCAUUGCUUAGGGUUGCAUCGUCACCAAAUGAUCACAAUGAUGAGGAGUUUCAUGAAAAUCUUAUUCAUCGAGGACUUUUUCGAAAAAGAAGUGUUUCUCUUGAAGAUGGUGUGCAAGUUCUGUCAAUGAAUGAAUGUAUUCUACCAAGAUCGCUUCCAACGUCACCGACAUCAUCUACACCAGUUUCCUCUAAAAUACUAAGUACAUCGCAUGAAACACCGAUCAUAGCGAUGGAUAUUCAACAUCAGUUUCUACAUGCGAGUAUCCUAUCGUCCUUUGCCUCGAGUGACUCUUUAGGAAACGAUGGAACAAAAGAUCAUAGCGACGGUACCUGGAACGAGUCACAGGCGACAGUUUUGCAGGCCGAUUCACUUGCUUUACUAACGCCAUCUACCAAGCGUCGACACCUACUUAUACUUCAACAUCAACAACGAUCUUCUAUAGACACAGAUGCCCUCGACGUUGAGGACGACAUGAGUAUAUAUCGUUCAAACCCCCGAAUAAGACUCGAAGCUUCGACUCCCGUUUCCCAUGCUCCUAGAAAGAUUUAUUUGUAACAUAGUGUUGAUACUACAUACUCAAGCAUAAAUGAUCGACCACGGAUAGGCUUUUUACAACGAAAUCCUGGACUACCACUGUCUGAGCAACAAUCUCAGUCUUCCAGUGAGUUUGGGCUCAACAGAACUGGCACAACAGAUAUUAGCGAAACAUCGACGAUUGAUGACUAUAUCACUGCCAAUACAACUAGUAGAGGAAGCACCUUAGGUACAUCUAUGACAACGGGCUCUCCAUCGAGGUCACCCUAUCUGCCUACGGGUAUUUCCGGACCCACUGCAGCAACUGCCACAACCGCAGAUGGCAGUUCCUUCGAAAGUGCCAGUUCAAUUUAUAGUUUAACCAGAAGCGAGGUUAUUCUCGAGGAACCGAGUAGUCCCAGCAAACUCAAAGACAAAUCUGAUCCACAAUAUAUUAUACAGCAACCAUCGUCUCCUAUGAGAUCGACGAGUAGUAGUAGUUCUGGCAGCUAUGAUCUCGAGGACGCAAUGCCUGAAACCAUUCAAGAUCUUUAUAAGCCUUCAUCACACAGUACUGAAGGUGGUCAAGAAAUUGAUGAAGGACAUCACUCAUCAUCUGGCGGUUACGCUGAAUCACCUCCAGAAUUACAAUUAUGGUCCGAGGGGGGACGUCACUGCAAAAAGAAGAGUUUUGCCCUCGAUUUCUCAUCGGGGAUAGAAUUUUCCAAUGGUCCAAAUGAAUCCAAUUUAGUAACAACUAGCCGAUCUAUAAAAGCUGACGAAGCUUUCAGUCCCACACCCAGUUACCGACAUCGUUCCCGUUCAAAAAUCGUCAAUAUCCGCUCUCCCCAUCGCAGUAAUAAGCGCCGUACAUUCGGAACAUCAGAAUCCUUACUCCAGUCAACAACUGUAGCAAUGGUCCAGCAUCAGCUGAACCGAAGUCCACAAAAUGACGAGUGGCGCGAGCAAUUGGAUGAGGCUGGACAUGUACAAACAAGCGAUGACUCGAGCUGCAGCCACCAUUACUAUAUGCACCAUCAUCACCAGCAUUAUCACGUAUACAGAGAAUCUAGCGAAUUAGCAACUACACGGUAUAGAAGGACAAGAGAUAGCCCAAGGAGAAAGAACAGCUCACAUGCAUCAGCUGGACGACGAAGUAACGAGGAUAGAAAUGCAGCACUGACUGGGAGUCUACCACGGCGACGUUCGCGUGCUAUAGAAUACUCAUGUUCGAGUCGGCUAAGCCCUAGCAUUGGUAACCGUUAUAACCUGAAUUCGGGUAACAGCAAUGGCCGUUCAACAAACAUUGCGAAGUCAUCAAGUCCUGAAGUAAGACUGAAGGCACUUUCGGCAGAGAGUCUCAGAUCCGUGAGCCCCGGCAGCGACAACGUUUUUUAUAAUUUCGAGGACGGGUAUCUGGACCAAACACACUGUCAUCAUUGCGGAAGAGAGGUGCACGAAGAAAUCGUUCAACCUCCAGCAGGAUUUGCAGAUUCUCCAGGAGCGAGCCAUCGAUCAACAUCGAAGCAUAUAGUGGGUCAACGAUUAUUCAAAAAAUUCGAUAAGCGUUAUAGAUCUGAAGAUCAUGCCGAUCGACGUCAUCAUCAAAACUGCGUAGGACGAUCAGACGUUCGGGCCAAAUCCGAGGAAAGAGGUGGCAAACCGAACAAUCGAUACGAAGAGGAGUUUAACAGAAAAAGACUUCACACUCGAAGCACUGAAGCAAGCAUGGAAAUCUUAACGGGUCGAGAAGAUGAAGACGCAUAUGUUGAGCCGUAUACGAGUGGCGAAUGGAUCUACAUUGGAGAAUUGGAAGAGAGCCAGGUAUGGAAGCGACCUGAUAGUAAGGAUGGCGACGAUGAAUUAGAGUGGUAUACGGAACGAAGAGUAUCCCAGGAAUCUACAGAUAGUGAAAGAAACUUUAGACAAAAAUACCAAGCGGCUACGCAUAGGAUGGUACAUCGAAAAAGUAGUGGCGAAAUGUAUAAAAGGAUACAAACUAAGUGUUUUGAGAGCGACAAAAGAGUGAUAGUGAAGCGUGAGACCGGUGGUGAAUUUGGCUUCCGCAUCCACGGUUCUAAGCCAGUUGUCGUGUCAGCGAUUGAACCGGAUACACCAGCAGAAAGUUCAGGCCUAGAAAUAGGCGAUAUUGUAAUGUCAGUGAAUGGCAAAAGCGUAAUGGAGGCAACGCAUUCGGAAGUGGUGAAGCUCGCACACUCUGGUUCGGAUGUGCUGGAACUAGAGGUUGCUAGAACCUAUAACGUUCUGGCACCUCAAGUAGGCAAAGAAGGGCAUAAAGAAGCAAAGCAGGAACCGGCACUGUACUCAGGAUACUUAUGGAAAAAGACAAGAUCCGUCAUAUCCUCGUCGUCAGCUUUACAGGACAAGUGGGUGCGUCGCUGGUUUGCCCUACGUCCUGACAAUUGCCUUUAUUACUACAAGUCUAACACGAAUUCACAGCCAAUGGGUGCAGUGAUGCUGCUUAAAUAUGAUGUAGAGCUGACGCAUGAAUUGCGACCGCACAGUUUUGUCAUCAAGAAGCACGGUGCUCCUACCAUACAUCUUGCAGCCGAUACAGAUGAAAUCGUAAUGCAAUGGAGCUCGAUCAUAAGGGAAGCUGUAGAAAGAAAUAAUAAGGCGAACACGUGGUUCGACUGCUCAUUGAGACUGCAGCAGCUAUCACCGAGUAUGAUACAACGGCCAGAUUGUUUCGGGUAUUUAAACAAACAACACAAACGGGUACGACGAACAUCGUCACCAACGGGUUGGUCUAGAAGGUACUGUAUCCUCAAGGAUGCCGCUCUAUACUUCUAUGAUGACAUAAACGCUGGACGUGCCUUUGGAGUAGCUUUUCUUCAUGGCUUUAAGGUCCACGGGAGCGUGCCAAAUUCUGGAGGCAGGAAACACGUUUUCGAGCUCCAACCGCCUGAUCCAACCCAAAGGACCUAUAAAUUUGCCACAGACUCCGAAAUGGACAAAAAACGAUGGCUGGCAGCACUGGAGUAUUCAAUCGAUCGAUGGAUAAAAAUAGGUUGACAGUAGUGAGGUCCGUCGACCAAUCCCUACAAAUUUAUGAAUUCAGAACUAAAGUAUGCUACAUAAACCCUACGAAUUUAUUUUUCUUUGCCUUACGUUUAUCUUCGUUCUAAAAUCUUUCAUCAUCCUUUGGCCGCCCUGCAUGAAAUAAUGUACUUAUAACAAAGAA